Molecule: messenger RNA, 1236 nt
Organism: Talaromyces rugulosus
Lineage: Eukaryota; Fungi; Ascomycota; Eurotiomycetes; Eurotiales; Trichocomaceae
Exons: 5
Coding region: 1-1236 (411 amino acids)
Biological process (GO): protein N-linked glycosylation; cell wall mannoprotein biosynthetic process
Cellular component (GO): mannan polymerase complex
Molecular function (GO): alpha-1,6-mannosyltransferase activity
Source: RefSeq, a predicted model, not a curated record
AUGUUGCUCCCCAAGGGUGGCGUCACAUGGAAAUCGGCGCGCGCCAGAUUACCGCCAUGGCGAGCGGUCGUGGUGUUGUUGACUAGGACUCGUUUCCUGGUGUCCCUCGCUGCGACGGGCUUGAUUGUGCUUUUAUGGCGUGGUAUCAGCAGCUCGGCUGCGGAAAUGCAGAGCUUUUACUGCUAUGGACCGUCCAAGUCCCCUAUGCAAAUGACCCUUAACGAAAUGAACGACUGGAACGCACACCUCCAGACGCCAGUCGGCUUCAACCGCCACGAGCCCUACGAUGUGAACUCGACCUCGAUCUCGUCCGUCGACCUGAACCCGAUCAAGUCGACCCCCAAGGCCGCCGCCAACGGCGAGCGUAUCUUGAUCCUCACCCCGCUGCGCGACGCGGCUCCGUACCUGCCCAAAUACUUUGACCUCUUGUCCGAACUAACCUACCCGCACGACCUGAUCGAUUUGGCCUUUUUAGUCGGCGACUCGACCGACGACACCCUGGCCGUGCUGGGCUCCGAGCUCCAGCGCAUUCAGGAUCAGGUUGAUGAGAAAGUCGCGUUCCGUAGCGCCGUCGUUGUUCAAAAGGAUUUUGGUGCGGAUGUUGAGAUGGAUAUCAAGGAGAAGCAUUCGUUCGAGGCCCAGGGCCCCCGCCGCAAGGCCAUUGCGCGCGCCCGCAACUUUUUACUCUACUCGGCUCUCAAGCCCGACCACUCGUGGGUUUACUGGAGAGAUGUGGAUAUCGUCGAUAGCCCGAAGAAGAUUUUGGAAGAUUUUACGGCUCACGACAAGGACAUUCUCGUGCCUAACAUCUGGUUCCACCGUUACGAAAAUGGUAGGGAUAUCGAAGGAAAAUUCGACUACAACUCCUGGAUCGAGUCAGACAAGGGCCGCCGGCUGGCCGACUCUCUUCCAAAGGACACCAUCCUCGCCGAGGGUUACAAGCAGUACGAUACCGGCCGCACAUAUCUCGUGAAACUCGGCGACUGGCGGAAAAACAAAGACGAGGAGGUGAGCCUCGAUGGGGUUGGUGGCGUGAACAUUCUGGUCAAAGCCGAUGUCCACCGAGCUGGUAUCAACUUCCCCUCUUAUGCAUUUGAAAACCAGGCAGAGACCGAAGGAUUCGCCAAGAUGGCCAAACGCGCAGGCUACGAGGUGGUUGGUCUUCCCAACUACGUAGUCUGGCAUAUCGACACGGAAGAGAAACCGGGUAACCUCGGAGGUCGCAAAGCAUACUGA